AUGCGUGAUGUGGAUGGACUAGCGUCCGUCAUUGAUUGUAUUAAGGAACCGGAUUAUAAUCACAUUCUUGGUAAAGAUUCCCCAUCGUCCAAACUUUUGUACUCGAAAGACAUACCGGUUUACAAGGAGUGGGUGGAGCCGUACGCGUAUGCAGAGAGGUACAACGAGCAACUAACGGUGACCCUCGAGGAGGACGAGUUCUCGCAGAAACAGCGGCUCGCGUACCGCCUCGAGCAGGUGCACGGGCUGAUCGCGCAUGACUAUAACGUGUGA
Arctia plantaginis is the source of this 273-nucleotide messenger RNA. Lineage: Eukaryota; Metazoa; Arthropoda; Insecta; Lepidoptera; Erebidae. The record is from the annotation of a GenBank genome assembly.